Molecule: messenger RNA, 646 nt
Organism: Ceratotherium simum simum (southern white rhinoceros)
Lineage: Eukaryota; Metazoa; Chordata; Mammalia; Perissodactyla; Rhinocerotidae
Source: RefSeq, a predicted model, not a curated record
CGGCGUCUUCUGUCGCACCGUCUGUUUCCCUUGUGGUCCUCGGAGCCCGGAGCGGAGCGCGCCCCCGCGAGUCAUGUCGCUGAAGGCCGUGUGCGUGCUGAAGGGCGACGGCCCGGUGCACGGCGUCAUCUGGUUCAAGCAGGAGAAUCGUAAUGGGCCAGUCGUGGUGUCGGGAUCCAUUGAAGGGUUGACUAAAGGCGAGCACGGAUUCCAUGUCCAUGAGUUUGGAGAUAAUACACAAGGCUGUACCAGUGCAGGUCCUCACUUUAAUCCUGAAUUAAAAAAACAUGGUGGACCAAAGGAUGCAGAAAGGCAUGUUGGAGACCUGGGCAAUGUGACUGCUGACGAAAAUGGUAAGGCCGAUGUGAAUAUUAAAGAUUCUGUGAUCUCACUCUCAGGAGCACAUUCCAUCAUUGGCCGCACAAUGGUGGUCCAUGAAAAACAAGAUGACUUGGGCAAAGGUGACAAUGAAGAAAGCACAAAGACGGGAAACGCUGGAGGUCGUUUGGCUUGUGGUGUGAUUGGGAUCGCUCAAUAAACAUUCCCUGCAAUGUUGUGGUCUGAGUCCUCGUAACUCAUCUGCUUUCUUGCUAGUUGUAGAAAUUUAACUUGAUAAACAUUAAACACUGUAACCUUAAAAGUGUAA